AUGUACACGGCCAAAGAUGUCAAAGCGGCCACAGACGAUUGGCUCAAGUUUGUUGGCAAAUGGCUGGGCGAGGUGCGCGCCGUCAUCGCCGUUACCAGCAAAAUGCCAUCGACGACAGAUGCUCAAAAGGAAAUUCGCGCUGACGUCUGGGUCGAAAAGAUCGGCGAGCUUGCCGAUCAGAUGGAAGUCCGGCUCGAAGAAACGUCCAAAUCCGAGUACUCGGGCGAGGUAAACAGUUAGUCUUGUUUUGUCGUCAACAUGCUUGUCUUCAUUCAGAUAAAUGCCGAACAAAACCAGCCAGUGAUAAAAACUCUGAUCAAUGUGACAAACGAGAUGAACGUGAUAACCGAGCGCAUGUACGGAGUACAGAAUCACUACGCCAAGAUUCGCCUUGCCUCCGUGUAAGCUCCGCAAAUACAGAGUGUUUCAAUAUUUUCAAUAUUCAGCGAAAGACAUCUUCUUGCGGUCUUCGCUGAUCAGGAAUCCGAAGAGGCGGCGUUGAGAAAACGAAUCGCCGAACUCGAGAUCAAAAUCAAAGAGAAGAAGGAGGAGAAGGCGCGCAAGGAGCAAGAGCGAAUCGACGCGGAGAACGUGGCUAUCGCUAAGAAAAGAGCGAAAGAGGCAGUCGACGGUCAGUUAAGUUGAAGAAAAGUGGGAAAACGUCCGAUUAGAGUUUUACAGGGGAUUGUAUGCGAAAAGAGCUCUUGCUCUGGAGAAAGGCACCCGCGACAAGAAGGAAUCCACGGAGAUUGUGAGCGCGUCCGACAACGACAACACCAUCAUUGAAGACGAGAACAGGAAAAUGAGAAGACGUUCGCGAAGUGUCAGCCGCAUGAUCGUCAAAGCCGUGAAGGUAAGGCAACAAAUUUGUACUGUAAUCAUCGUAAAAUCGUCUGCAGAAAACCGUUCGUCGCAGCGUCUCGGCGGUCAACCACUUCCUGGAAUACGAGGAGAACCAUCACCAGCAUUAG
Messenger RNA from Caenorhabditis sp. 36 PRJEB53466, 971 nucleotides. The record is from the annotation of a GenBank genome assembly. NCBI's taxonomy places the organism in Eukaryota, Metazoa, Nematoda, Chromadorea, Rhabditida, Rhabditidae.